This is a messenger RNA of Tigriopus californicus, 1554 nucleotides long. RefSeq lists its product as uncharacterized. Gene Ontology annotation, cellular component: membrane. Bases 24 to 1331 code for a protein of 435 amino acids. Gene Ontology annotation, biological process: sodium ion transmembrane transport. The transcript has 2 exons. NCBI's taxonomy places the organism in Eukaryota, Metazoa, Arthropoda, Copepoda, Harpacticoida, Harpacticidae. Gene Ontology annotation, molecular function: ligand-gated sodium channel activity. The record is from RefSeq and is a predicted model, not a curated record.
AUUGGUGGUCGUUACCUUUGACAAUGGUUCUCAAGAAAGUAUCAGUCAAUGCGUACUCUCGAGAUCCUACUGAAAACCAGUGGAACCAUCCGCGAUCACGACCUCAAACUUUCCGGGCCUACGUCUCAAAACGGGUCCAUGAUCGCAUGCAAGGGGUGAAGAAAUGCCAGUUUCUGGUCAUUCUCAUCAUUUGCGUGGGUAUUCUCGGAUUUCAAGCCGCUCAAUGUGUGGAGAAGUAUGUGGAUGGAUCCACGGGAACAGCCGAUAAAUAUGUCCAUGUGUCCAAAACCAGCUUCCCCGUGUUGACCAUCUGCCCGACUUAUCCCUAUGAUUUGCCAACCUUGCAGUCUUAUGGAGUGGCCACCAAGACUGAGAUCCAAUUUCGAGCUCAAUGGGUGGCCAAUGAUUCCUCGGUGGAUGCUUUGACCUUCUAUCGAGAUGUCACCUUGAAAUUGGAGGACAUUGUGGUUAGUGUUCUGGUCAAUGCCGAGCUCCAGAUCGAUGGCAGCAACAAUUUCCUCGUGGGUCCCACUGACAAAUUUUGUGGAGAAAGCAUCUUCAACGUCAAAGAGUACUAUUUCAAUGGGGAUUGCUAUGCUUUGAAUUUACCCACAUGUAUGAAAGAGGCCGGAGUGCUGGAAGUGGUCCUCACGUUCAAAAACAAAACCGACAUCUUUAUUCAUCACGAAGGACAGUUCCUGAGUCCGAAUUCUAGGUCUCGAGUCGAUGUCGAUUUGGGACACUUUGUCAAGAUCGCUGUGAACCACGAGGUCGUUCAAUUACUGGGAACCGAUGGAACUUGCGUCAAUGGGCAGAUUGGCUACGACAGUUGCAUUUACAACACUUUGCGUGAUGUGAUGUUGAAAGAGUACGGGUGCACUGUUCCCUGGUUGCCCGAGAAGGACAAGAUUUGCGUGACCGAGUCUGACCGACAAAGUGUGUUCGACUUGUAUCAAAAGAACCGUCGAAACCAGAAGAACAUUUGUCCCAACAGCUGUUUGUUCACGAACAUGUAUUUCGGCCCCCCGGUGACGGGCUCCAACAACAACGACGAGCAAGACAUUGCCAAGGCUGUUUUCUAUUUCCGACGGGAUAUCAAGACCACCACGGAAUACUUCCUUUACUCUAUUUUGUCGAUGGUGGCUGAGAUUGGGGGUUAUGUCGGGCUCUUGCUGGGCGUUUCGCUAUUUAAAUUGGCGGAUAUUAAUAAUGUUUUCAUCGACUGGUAUGCCAAUAAGGCCACGGAGGAGGAAGAGUGGGAGAAGGACCAUCAGACCAAGGUUCAGAGAUUUGCCAGGGCCGAUCAAAAGGCGGCUUCGCUCUAUAUUUGAGGUCCAUGGUCCAUUCAUUUAUUGGCUCUUUUUUGACACAUUGCUGCUUGCCCACAAAUUACGUUCCAGAGGGGUCGAAAGUUAAAAUGACAAUCACCAUAUAAAUAAGCUUCAUUAUGUGCGUUUUGGUUUGUUCGUUCGUGCACUCUUGCGUACGUUCGAAUGCAUUGCAAUUAAAUACGUACACAUGAUAUAGAUCAAGCAAUAACAAUUGUAGAUGACA